Molecule: messenger RNA, 588 nt
Organism: Sphenostylis stenocarpa
Lineage: Eukaryota; Viridiplantae; Streptophyta; Magnoliopsida; Fabales; Fabaceae
Source: the annotation of a GenBank genome assembly
AUGCAUUUGGCAGAAACACUUAUUGAUGGAGAUGGUACAAUCAAUGUUGCCGGAAUUGAAAACUUCAUGAAAGUGGUGAAAUUAGCUGAGUGUGGGCUUUCCUAUGCCGUAGUUUCUAUAAUGGGUCCACAAAGUAGUGGCAAGAGCACACUCUUAAAUUCUUUGUUUAGUACCAACUUCAGAGAGAUGGAUGCAUUUAAGGGAAGGCAUGUUUUUGCAACUCCCAUUUGUCUCUUCGACAUUGCACUGUCAGGAAGAUGUGUUGGCAUUGAACCAUGUACACUUGUGAUGGAUUUGGAGGGUACAGAUGGAAGAGAACGUGGAGAGGAUGACACUGCAUUUGAAAAGCAGAGUGCUUUAUUUGCUUUGGCUAUUUCUGAUAUAGUGCUAAUAAACAUGUGGUGCCAUGACAUUGGCCGUGAACAAGCUGCAAAUAAGCCUCUUUUAAAAACUGUGUUUCAGGUCAUGAUGAGAUUGUUUAGUCCACGCAAAACAACACUACUGUUUGUCAUACGUGAUAAGACAAAGACGCCACUUGAAAAUUUAGAGCCUGUUUUGCGUGAAGAUAUUCAGAAGGUGAUUCAGUGA